AUGACGGCGGAUUGGUUGAACAGCAUCGGCGCCAAGUACAGGGUGGACCCGGAAUAUUUCUGUCGACAUCUUGAUUUCAGACCUCCAUGUGAAAACUCCAACAAUUUCUCAAUACCAGCUCUUCCCUCGUCUUCUUGGCAUUUGAUACAGCUCCCAAUUCUCACGAUCGGGGUCAAAGACAGCGCGAAGGGGUCCAUAGACUUCGAUGCCAUAGAAACCCUUCGUAAGAAGGGCAGAGAAGCUUUAUCAGACCACCAUCACCGCAUUACGCGUCUAUCCUCAUCAGGUAUGACUAUAGGCGACUCGAUGGUCCGAGACUAUCUCCUGUUUGACAACACACACUUCGCCAUCGAACAAAGAAUUUCUAUCUGUAUGCAGCAGACGGGGCCAACGUUCCAAUGUAAUUUCCCCAUUCCACUGUGCUUGAAACCCCGUGACGAAAUACUGAUGAUCAUUAUUUUGGUAGUAUUUGUAUGGAUAGACAGCGGGAAAGAAUUUCCCAAAGAUUCCACCAUGCCUGGGGCCCCAGGAGCGGAAACACGUCUUCUUCCGGUGAUUCGACAUAUGCCCAUGGUUGCCCUCAAAAGUCAUCUAUUCGCCGACUUUUCGAAUGACGACAGACCAGGAGAUCCACGCCAGUCACAAAGCGCAUCACUUCUACAUGUUGAUUACGGUCGCUCACUGCGACCAUCACUCAUGGCCACGGAUGCCUUUUAUGCUCUCAAUGAGAUAUUUUCUUUCGCGGCCUCGUCCGAAAUGCACUUUCUCAACCUCAUCGAUACCAAGUUGGACCAGUAUACCGAAUCUACCGAAAAUGAGUUCGGGAGCUUGCCAAGCCUGAAAUAUACCAAAGAAAUCCUCUACCGUCACAUUCAAAAGACCCAGCAAACCCUCGACAGUAUCCGCAACGCGAAACAUCACAAGUGGCCCAAGGCCGGCACGAAAGGACGCGGCAAAACGAAAAUUGCGGCGGAUGCAAUCGAACAGGAUUUUAUCCACCUUCUCGGACGAGCGGAAAUGAUGCAUAAGCGUUGCAAUGAAGCGAUUGUCGUUUUGAUGAGUAGCGUCUCAAUUUCCGAAUCGAAGAAGGCUAUCGGUCAAGCUUCCCGGGUAACUCGACUAACCUUUUUAGCUUUCUUGUUUGUGCCUUUAUCGUUCACUACUUCUUUCUUUGGAAUGAACGUUACAGAGCUAGCCAACAAUCGCCUUUCGAUUUUUUGGUGGGCGGUGGUAUCCAUUCCUUUGUCAAUUCUGACUAUUUUAUUGUUCUAUUGGGAUGUCACUUGGCUUUUCAAGACAGGUCGGAAAAGAUUGAAGCAGUCGCGAGACUAA
This is a messenger RNA of Penicillium manginii, 1332 nucleotides long. RefSeq lists its product as uncharacterized. The coding region runs from base 1 to 1332 and encodes 443 amino acids. Lineage: Eukaryota; Fungi; Ascomycota; Eurotiomycetes; Eurotiales; Aspergillaceae. Gene Ontology annotation, cellular component: membrane. The transcript has a single exon. The record is from RefSeq and is a predicted model, not a curated record. Gene Ontology annotation, molecular function: metal ion transmembrane transporter activity. Gene Ontology annotation, biological process: metal ion transport; transmembrane transport.